AUGGUGGAAACUUACACAAACCUCACUGCUAUAGGCUACAAGUGGGAAGAUAAUAUUGAAGAGCAUUGUCAAAGUUCUCGAAGACAUGGAAGGCAUGAAAAAUGUCAUACUACAGAGAAACCUUCUGAAUAUACUCAAUGUAGUAAAGCCUUUGAAUGUCCCAGUCAUCCUCAAAGGCAUGAAAUAACACGUACUGGAGAGAAACCCCAUGAAUGUAAUCAAUGUGGUAAAGCCUUUUCACAACAGAGUACACUUCAGUUUCACAAAAGGACACAUACUGGAGAGAAACCCUAUGAAUGUAAUCAAUGUGGUAAAGCCUUUUCAUAUCAGAGUACACUUCGGUUGCACAAGAGGACCCAUACUGGGGAGAAACUGUAUGAAUGUAAUCAAUGUGGUAAAGCCUUUGCUUAUCACAGUGGUCUUCAAUUACAUAAAAGAACACAUACUGGAGAGAAGCCAUAUGAAUGUAAUCAAUGUGGUAAAGCCUUUUCACAACAUGGUAAUCUUCAAAGGCAUGAAAGAACACAUACUGGAGAGAAACCCUAUGAAUGUAAUCAGUGUGGUAAAGGCUUUGCAUGUCUGGGUCAUCUUAAAAGACAUAGAAGAACACAUACAGGAGAAAAACCCUAUAAAUGUAAUCAAUGUGGUAAAGCCUUUGCUAAUUGGUCUUCUCUUCAAUUGCAUGUAAGAACACACACUGGAGAGAAACCCUAUGAAUGUAAUUAA
Molecule: messenger RNA, 726 nt
Organism: Peromyscus eremicus (cactus mouse)
Lineage: Eukaryota; Metazoa; Chordata; Mammalia; Rodentia; Cricetidae
Product: zinc finger protein 120-like
Exons: 4
Coding region: 1-726 (241 amino acids)
Biological process (GO): regulation of transcription by RNA polymerase II
Cellular component (GO): nucleus
Molecular function (GO): RNA polymerase II cis-regulatory region sequence-specific DNA binding; DNA-binding transcription activator activity, RNA polymerase II-specific
Source: RefSeq, a predicted model, not a curated record